AUUUGACAAGUAGUCUGUCUAUCUGUCGACUUUUUCGAAAUAUACAUCGUAAUGUGAUUUUCGGGGAAUCAAUACAGUGGGAAACGGCUAUGCGGGUUAGCUGAAGUGCAGCAGUAAAAUAGAUUGUAAUUUAAAAUCAGGCAUUCACAGCUGUUUAUUGAACAACAUCACUUACAAACAUGACAUCAAGGUUGGACAGGCUAUUUAUAUUAUUGGAGACAGGAACAAAUGCAGUAACUAAAAGAGCUGCAGCACAACAAUUAGGAGAAGCACAGAGAUUACAUCCCCAUGAUUUACACCAUUUAUUAGCACGAGUUUCUACUCUCUUAAAAUCUCCACAAUGGGACACUAGAGUUUCAGCUGCACAAGCUGUACAGGCUAUACUUGCUCAAGUUCCUGCUUGGGAUCCACAACCCAUUAAAAAAGAAAUACGUACUGAAGAUGGAGAAACAAAAAGGCCAAAUAAUAAAUUAAAUUUGGAGGACUUUGAUAUGGAAAAGGUUUUAGCACGUAGUUCAUAUCUUACUGGAUCAGAAGGCAGUGAAUAUGACUUAAUUACUACUGAUGGAGAACAAAUACCACUUCCUAAUCAAGAAGAAAAAAUUGCUGCUAAAUUAGGCUUUCAUCCUCGAUUAAUGGGAGUUGAUACAUCAGAAUUGUUUACUGCUGAAGAUCUUACUCCAGUAGUAUUACCACCUACCUCAAAUACACAGACUAAAGUAUCUGUGAGUGAAACACUAAAACAACCUGGUGGCCUUAGUAGACGAGAAAUGAAUAGGGCUAGACGUAAGGCACGACAGUCAGUUUCAAAACAACGCUCACGGGAACCGGAUGACCAUCGUAACAACGAAGAUUAUCAUAAUAAUUCAAAUGCUCAAUCUCCCACUAAUAGUACAGGGGAGUCAUUAAAUAAAAAAAUAAAAUUAGAGGAAGUGAUUUCGUCAGAGAUCGGUGUUAAUUACAGUACACAGACUGAAUCAACCAAUGGAGUACCAGAUAGUACUGGUUGUUGGCCAGAUUCUCUAAUAGAUUGGCCUUUAGAGUCAUUUGCAGAAAGUCUUUGCCAAGAUUUAUUUAGUCAAAAGUGGGAAAUACGGCACGGAGCAGCGACUGCUUUGCGGGAACUUGUAAAACUUCAUGGGAAAGGUGCAGGUAAAUCAAGGGAUCAAACUGCAGAGGAAAUGGCAGAAAGUCAUUAUCAGUGGCUUAUUGAUGCUGCUCUGCGAUUAUUAUGUGUCUUAGGAUUAGAUAGAUUUGGAGAUUUUGUUUCUGAUCAAGUAGUUGCACCUGUACGAGAAACAUGUGCUCAAGCACUAGGUUCUCUUUUAUUACUAGUGCCAAAACAAACUGAUAACGAAAAUAAAAAUAAGGGUAUUAUAGGAAUACUUUCAGUUAUGUUAAAGCUUUUAGAACAUGAUGAAUGGGAAGCAAGACAUGGUGCACUACUUGCACUUAAGUAUUUACUUGCUGUACGAGAUGAUCUAUUAGAUGACAUACUACCGAGAGUAUUUCCAGCCACUAUGCAAGGUCUUUCCGAUCCGGUCGAUGAUGUAGGUGCUGCUGCAGCAAGUGCACUCAUACCAGUAGCAUCUGCUUUACCACGUUUAUUAGAACCAUCAGAAUUAGAAGCAAUUGUAAUUCGUCUUUGGGAACUUUUACGUGAACAAGAUGAUUUAGCAGCGGCAUGUAAUAGUUUUAUGGGAUUACUUGCUGCUAUACUUUCACUACCUUCAGCGCGCGCUUGUCUUACACCUCAGCCAUUGUCACAGGUUUUACCACGAUUAUGGCCAUUUCUUAGUCAUUCUAGUUCGAGUGUACGUAAAGCUACCUUACAAACGUUACAAACAUUAACUGGAGAUGACGGUGCUCACAAUGAGAAUAGGAAAGAACGAUGGGGCGAAGGAGGUGGACUUGUAUUGCAAGAAGCUCUUCGUCAUGUUUUUCAACGUGUAUUAAUAGAACAUGUAAUUGCCAUACAAGAUGUAGCUGAACGCGUUUGGGAAAAUCUAGUCGUACAGAGCGAUCUCGAACUUCUAUUACAUGCGGCAUGUCCUCUUGUCAGCACAUGGCUCUGUCUUGCUAUGCAACCAGAACACGUGCCAUUUAAUCCGAACUUAUUAAUGAUAAUAAGCACUCCUAAUAAAGGAGCUAAAGGUAAUCAAAUUAUUGGUACUUGCGAAGGACAAUCAGAUGCUAGUAAUAGCGGAGGAAAUAAUAUUGUCACCGGAAAUGUAAAAUCUCUAUCCGAACUGAAAGUUUAUAUUGGCGGAAUCGAAACUGUAGCUCAAAAUAUAAGGAAAUCAAAUGUAGUACAAGCUCGUUGUAGAGCUGCACGAAUGCUAGGAUUGUUAUCAUAUUAUGUAGUACAACCAGCACCAGGUGUUACUUAUACACCAGAUAUACCUAGUCCUUCACUUUGUUACGCUAAAGUAUUACUAGCACAUCUUAAUUCACGUUCAGCAUUACAACGCACCGUCGCAGGUUUGACAAUGUCUCAUUGGGCGACUGUAAAUAACAUGAAACCACCUACAAUACCAGAUAUCCUCAGGAAGAGACUCUUGGAGUGUUUGAACGAGUGCGUAUACUAUGAUGAAAUCGCUACAUCUUUCACUCGCCUAUUACAUGACAGCCGUGAUUACAUUGCCACUCUCAAACAUUAUAAAUUGCCUGUUCCUAUCGAAAUAGAUGCAUCAGGAGUGAUGACACUUGAUCAAAUAGCAAAUCUUGCUGGGAAACCAAUUUUAGAACUUUGUGCCAUGGGCAAUGCAAUAAGCUCUGGAGGUCCAAGUGGAAGUGUUGGUAGUAGUCCUGGUAUGAUUAAAUUAAAACAAAAGUUGAUCGAAAGCUUAGAGGAAAGACGAAAAGCAUUGGAAGUAGGUGCUACCGAUACAGCAGCGCAGCAACUUUCGUACAAUGUUAUGUCAAUGGCGGCACUUGCUGGCGCCGCAACGAUGUUACAUUGUCUUCCUCCGUCCCCAGAACCUCUUAAUCCAUUGGUAAAACCAUUAAUGGAAGCUAUUAAACGAGAAGAAAAUGAAGAACUACAAAAGUUGGCUGCAAAGCAUUUGUCAUAUCUAGUUGAACUUUGUGUGGAUAGAAAACCUUCUCCUAAUGCAAAGAUAUCGACCAAUUUAUGUACAUUCCUAUGCUCGGAUAUUGAAUUUACACCUCGUGUAAAUUGCAAUACAGAUCAAGAUCUAUUUGAUGGAAUUCUUACUUUAAGCAACAGACAGAAACAUGCUGAGAGAGUAGCUUAUAAUCGGGGAGCGAAUAGCGGACUUGGCGGAGGAAGGGGACCUGGCCGGCCACCAACAACUGAAAUUCCUUUAGAAGAACUACUUGCUUGUGAAGAGCCUGAAGCUAAAGCGGCUAGAACACGUCGUCGUGGAGCUACUUUGGCACUUACUGCUAUAGCUACGCUGUUUGGUGCACAAUUACCUACACGUUUACCACAUCUUUGGGAACUAAUAUUGCCAAACAUAUUACGGGAGGAAAACAAAAUUGUUGAUCGUGAGAAUACUCAAGAAGAAGUAAAUCAAUUAAUUUUUGGUUUACAAGUUUUAGAAGUUAUGGCCCCCAGUCUUGAUAAAGCUCUACUACCUCCUGCUUUAGAAUGCCUUUCAUGUUUAUGUAAAUUAUUGGCUCACCCUUAUAAAGCUGUUAGACAUAUGGCAUCGAGAUGUAUUGCUGUAUUAGCUGCAUUAGAUACAGAAAAGAUAAUAAUACACGUUACACGCAGUGUAAUACCACUUUUGGAAGCAACUGGUGGAGAAAAGUUAUAUUCAACAACUGUAACAGCACCAAGUGAAGUAGAUUCGAUAAGGCAAGGUGCAGCUGAAGCAUUGGCGUGUCUUGUCGAAAGUUUAGGUGUCAAUAUCGUUCCAUAUGCUGUACUCUUUAUGGUUCCUUUGCUUGGACGUAUGAGUGAUCAGAAUCAAGCUGUAAGAUUAGCCUGUAGUGCCACAUUUGCAACGCUUGUACAACUUUUACCCCUCGAUCCUGGUGCGAUUGCGGAUCCACCAGAUUUAGUGGAAAAGAAAGCACAGGAACGACGGUUUUUAGAACAGCUUUUGAAUCCACGUAGUAUUCCAGAUACUGAAUUACUGAUUCCAGUGGCUGCAGAAUUACGUUCUUACCAACGACAGGGUUUAAAUUGGUUAAACUUCUUAAAUCGUUAUCGACUUCAUGGCGUUUUAUGUGAUGACAUGGGUCUCGGUAAAACAUUACAAACUCUUUGUAUACUAGCGUUAGAUCAUCAUCGUAAUUCUCAUGCUCCACCAAGUCUGGUAGUAUGUCCACCUACUUUAACUGGUCAUUGGGUGUAUGAAGCAGAGAAGUUUUUCAAAACCAAAGAUCUCUCCGUGUUACAAUAUGCUGGUACACCACCCGAACGUGAAAAAUUACGUCCGAGAGUUACUUAUCACAGACUCGUUGUGGCAAGUUAUGAUAUAGUGCGUAAAGAUAUUGAUUACUUCGAAACACUUCAAUGGAACUAUUGUGUGCUUGACGAAGGUCAUGUUAUCAAAAAUGGAAAAACAAAAAGUGCAAAAGCAACUAAACGAUUGCACGCAAAUCAUAGACUUAUACUAUCGGGAACACCAGUACAAAACGAUGUACUUGAAUUAUGGUCUUUGUUUGACUUUUUAAUGCCAGGUUUCUUGGGUACUGAGAAACAAUUUGCGGCGAAGUACUCACGUCCUAUUCUAGCUUGUAGAGAACCAAAAGCUGGUCCAAAAGAGCAAGAAGCGGGAGCUUUAGCUAUGGAAGCACUUCAUAGACAAGUUUUACCAUUUUUACUUAGACGAAAUAAAGAAGACGUCCUUCAAGACUUACCACCCAAAAUUACACAAGACUAUUAUUGUGAUUUAUCAUCGUUACAGCGUAUGCUAUACGAAGACUUUCGUACUCGACAUUCUGCCACUUUAUUAUCCACAUCGUGUACUUCAACUGGAAAUGAUCCACAUGGUGGUCAUGUCUUUGAAGCAUUACGAUAUUUACGUAACGUUUGCAAUCAUCCUAAAUUAGUAUUAAAUCAGCGACAUCCGUUAUACACAACAGUAUGCAAUAUGUUGAAACAACAAAAAAGUACUUUAGCUGACAUAGAACAUGGAGCUAAGUUACCUGCAUUAAAACAGUUAUUAUUAGAUUGUGGUAUAGGACAACCACAACAACAACAAAGUCGCAAUUCUGUAUCCGUUGGUGGUACACCAGAUAAUCAACCUCCGCAGCAGCAACAAUUAGUAAGCCAACAUCGAGCUUUAAUUUUUUGUCAAUUAAAAGCGAUGUUAGAUAUCGUGGAAAAAGAUCUUCUUCGUACGUAUCUACCAACUGUUACGUAUCUUCGUCUCGAUGGAAGUAUACCAGCAACACAGAGACAUUCCGUAGUAGCACGUUUCAAUGCUGAUCCAUCAAUAGACGUGCUUUUAUUAACAACUCAAGUUGGUGGUCUCGGAUUAAAUCUAACUGGCGCAGAUACUGUUAUAUUUGUGGAGCAUGACUGGAAUCCCAUGAAGGACCUUCAAGCAAUGGAUCGAGCACAUCGUAUUGGUCAAAAAAAGGUAGUGAAUGUAUACAGGUUAAUCACAAGAUCGACAGUAGAGGAAAAAAUUAUGGGAUUGCAAAAAUUCAAGCUUCUCACUGCAAAUACUGUGAUUUCAACGGACAACGCAUCUCUGGAAACAAUGGCAACUGAUCAGUUACUAGAUUUGUUUUCAUUGGACAAUGGCAAAGGAAAAAAACCAGAAAUACAAGAUGAUGCCAUAUCCAAAAUUACUGGAGUCCCAGGCUUUAGUCGUUCUGUCCUAGAAAUUCUCCCUGAUCUGUGGGAACAGCAACAAUAUGACGAUGAAUAUGAUUUUGAUUCAUUUCUGUCUACUUUAAAGGCUGAUAACCAGUGAGCUUAUGGUCUUACAUGUCAAUAUCAUUGAAUACAUAAUAAUGUAACAAUACAUUAACACAUUUAAGAGUUGAUUACUUUGUUGAGCAUACAUGAAUAAUAAGAAGAUGAUGCUAU
Molecule: messenger RNA, 6013 nt
Organism: Eufriesea mexicana
Lineage: Eukaryota; Metazoa; Arthropoda; Insecta; Hymenoptera; Apidae
Gene: Hel89B
Product: histone acetyltransferase 1
Exons: 15
Coding region: 180-5897 (1905 amino acids)
Molecular function (GO): ATP binding; TBP-class protein binding; ATP hydrolysis activity
Source: RefSeq, a predicted model, not a curated record